UGGGAGGGCCCCGGCUUGCGGAGGGAGACGUGGAGCUCAGACGCGCAGAGCGCCGCCCAGGCAGUGGGGUGGCUGGGAGACCUUGGCGUGCGGUCUCGGUCCGGACCUGGUCCAUCAUGUCGAAGGUUUCCUUUAAGAUCACACUGACGUCGGACCCGCGGCUGCCGUACAAAGUACUCAGUGUUCCCGAAAGUACACCUUUCACAGCAGUCUUAAAGUUUGCAGCAGAAGAAUUUAAAGUUCCUGCAGCAACAAGUGCAAUUAUUACCAAUGAUGGAAUAGGAAUAAAUCCUGCACAGACUGCCGGAAAUGUUUUUCUAAAGCAUGGUUCAGAACUGCGAAUAAUUCCUAGAGAUCGUGUUGGAAGUUGUUAAUAUCUGCUGCUUGGAAUAUACAGUUACCUUUCCAAAUAAAUAUUGGUGUUAUUAUCAUUGUAAAAUUGGAAUCAGGAUUUAAAGCACUGUGGAAACACCAGUAGUAGAUGCAGGAAUGCAGGGUGACUCUCCGUCCCUUCUUGUGAUUCACACUCCUCCUCGCGUGAAGAGGAGACACGUCGGCACCGAGGUGUCAUCGCCGCAGGAGAGCAUGGGCUUUCGUUGCUGCCUCGCAGCACACGCAGGUUGUUCACUGGGGGGAAGUGGGUUAUCCAGCUGUGUUUCAUAACUGGAGGAUGCAUCUGAUAAAUUGUUUUGGAGAAAAUUUGAAAAUUAAAAUUUACUGAAUAUUAUUCCAUUUGUCUUUGAGUUAAAAAUGUGAAAAGAUUAUGGAUCUGCACAGGGCAUUUUGCUUGAGAGCAUCUGACUUACGCAAAAAUAGUUGAUUCUUCAUUAUAUAUCGUUGAUGAUAAAGGAUUGUGUCAGUGAAUACUUAACAAUGUUAAGUUUUUAUCAUUUAUCUUGUUUUUAAGUUUCAAAUGUCAUGUGUUCAUAUAAAUUUUAAUUUCAUAUCUAAGAGCCAAGAAUUGAGUGUUUGAUCUGGCCCGUACGUGUAGAAUUGAUACCCACACCGAAGAGCUUUAGCUGUGAUCUUGCAGAAUCCAAUGCUUGUGAAGGUGAGAAUGGAAAGUAAAAGUAGAAGCGUUGGUUGCUGAAUGACACAUUCCUCUAUCGAUCUCUUUUGAUAUAAUUUGAAAACAGGAAUCCUCAAGAAACCUUCAUCUCUUUGAGGAUAAUAUUUCUAAAUAACUUUCAGGGAGGAGGUACUGUAGGAGGAGCUGAAGUUCACAGCAGAGCUCAAGGCAGUGCUAAUUGAAGUGCUAACUAAUCACACUUAGUGCAGACCCAACAUUUGAGGAGGCGUUAAGAUUAGUUACUGGAGGAAUGAGAAGCCAGAAGGGAAGAUGGGGAAGCCCAGCUGCCCAGUCUUCUAGUAGGAAGGAAAGAAAGAAACAAGAAGUGAAGGGGAGCCGGAAACUGUAACAGUGUCAGGAAAGGCCAGACUGCAGACGAAAAUGCAAAGGCUGCUUUGGGAAGAACUGAGGGACAGCAAAGUUCUUGAUGUCGUUAUAAGGAGCAGAAGGCACUGAGAGAAAGCGAAGUGUAAGCCUUGUCAACAGAUUUCAAAACUCCCCUUAGGAGAACCCAAAGAAUGAUACGCAUAAGGGAAGACUGUGCCCGUAGAGAAGACAUCAGCAUCUUUGCAAAUCUUGAAAGGUGAAUCGAACAUCUCACGGUGAUUCAGAACCAGUGCUUGACUUGCCGUAUUCGAGAUGGUGAGCUGUGGAGGCAGGCCUGUGUCUGUCUGGCUCUUUCUAGGCCUGCUAAUGUAGGCUUUCGAUAAAUUCUUGUUGAAUUAUUCAUGAGUAAAGUAUCUCUAAGAUCAGUUUUUAUCUAAGCAUGCAUAGGCCCUUGGUUCAUUGGGAAAAAAUAUUAUGCAGCAGAAUCAGUAUCUGAGGGUGAUGGUUAAGUUUAAGAAACUAACUAGAAUUGUUCAUAUAUUUGACAGAUGAACAGCAGGAUUCUGAAUUGUAAGCAAAAAAAAAAAAGUGCUGAGGAAGAAAAGUAUACUGCUAAUGUUUGGGGAGCUUUUUAAUUUUAUAUACAAGAUUUGAUGCUUAAAGAUCCCUGGUCCUUCACAACAUUAAAUUCAGUUAACCAGAAAUUUAUGAAUAUCCAUUCCUUGAAUUGUAUGCUUUAUUUAGAUUUCCCUCCAUUCUGUUUCUAGCACAAAAUCCUGCCCCACUGUGUUAUAUAGAUAAGUUUUAUGAUGUCCUGUACCGUAAUUUGUUUAAUGUUUUUGUUCUUUGGCUUGAAAAUUUUAUUGCGGUAAGUUCUUAAAAACGUUUCCCUAAAGAAUUAGACAUUUUGUUAUUAAAUAAAUGUGAUCUGUAACUUUGUGCAGAACGUUUUGAAGUAUUCAGUUUAAAUGUUUUAUUGAUACGUAAUAUCUUAUGAAAAUACAUUUUCUUUUACCAUAAA
Camelus dromedarius (Arabian camel) is the source of this 2417-nucleotide messenger RNA. It is a transcript of the gene UFM1, whose product is annotated as ubiquitin fold modifier 1. The transcript has 6 exons. The record is from RefSeq and is a predicted model, not a curated record. Bases 117 to 374 code for a protein of 85 amino acids. Gene Ontology annotation, cellular component: cytoplasm; nucleus. Gene Ontology annotation, biological process: protein K69-linked ufmylation. Lineage: Eukaryota; Metazoa; Chordata; Mammalia; Artiodactyla; Camelidae.